Seriola dumerili (greater amberjack) is the source of this 1865-nucleotide messenger RNA. RefSeq names its product cytospin-A-like. Gene Ontology annotation, molecular function: protein binding. NCBI's taxonomy places the organism in Eukaryota, Metazoa, Chordata, Actinopteri, Carangiformes, Carangidae. The record is from RefSeq and is a predicted model, not a curated record. The transcript is spliced from 11 exons. Bases 1 to 1413 code for a protein of 470 amino acids.
AUGGGGGUCCUCCAACUUCUACCCCGAGGACUCCAGGUUUUCAGGGGAAGACUGUGGCUCUCUUCAGGGCAGGACUGGAGAGAAAGGGACAGUGGUCUGAGUCAGUCUUUACUGGUUCGUCAUGAAGCUGGGGACGGCCACGGUGUGGAACUGGAGAAGCUGCUGGAGGAGUGUAGGACAUCACUGGGUAUCACUGGCAGUCCUGAUGGGGCCACGAACACAGCAGAGAUACUGAAGCAUCUACUGACAGAAGUGAAGACUUUGAAGAAUACUUUGCAGACGGAGCGUGGGGAAUGGCUACAGUUCCAGGCCGACCUCCAGGUGGCGGUGUCAGUGGCAGACCGUCUGAGAGCCGAGGCAGAAGAGGAGCUGACGGCGCUUCGAACGGCGCACAAGGAUGUCGAGAGGGAGCUGGCUGCCGCCCAGCAGAGGCAGAAGGAGGCUGAUAUGCAGCUGGUCACCCUGAGAGGGGAGUUAAAGGAGAGCAGGCAGAGGCUGGCGACUCUCACCCAGGCUCAAGGCAAAACUGAUGCUCAGGCUCCGUGUCAGGAACCAGAGAGGCCCAACGCAGAACCAACCAACGCUUCUGACAGCAAAGAAGGGACCCAGAGGGGCGUGGAUAGGGCGGCGCACCGGCUGGGGCGAGAAGCGAUGGAGACUAGGAGUGAGAAUGACGUGACGAAGACUGUUGCCAGCGAGGAGGCGAGAACAGGCUGUAAGGGUGUGGCUAAACGUUACCUGAGAAACGUAACCAAUGAGGACAGGUGCGGAGAGGAGGCGCGAUCCACUGAGACACGAAGGACGGUAACCACAGAGAGGUCAAGAAGCCUGUCCAGAUUACCUGCCUCUUCAGACUCCCUCACCGUGCAGAAUGGAACCUCGCAGUCCAACACUGCCACAACGGUCGGACCCACAAACAAGAACUUAGGGCAACUAAGAGGCCGAAGAAGUCUGGACUGGCAAGACAGCAGGUCAAACACUGAUAUAGGAAAACGUGAGGAAUCUCUAAACAAGUACAACUCUGCCCUCACGGAGUUACCUCCCACCAAGUCCCAGGAUGGUUUCAACCCGCUGCUGCGUCGCCAUGGAGGCUCCAAGAGAAACUCGCUUCUCCGCUGGUGUCAGAUCCGAACACAAGGCUAUAAGAAUAUUGACAUCACCAACUUCAGCAGCAGCUGGGCUGAUGGUCUCGCCUUCUGUGCUGUCUACCACACCUACCUCCCCUCACACAUCCCUUACAGCACUCUUACUCCAGAGAACAAGAAGGAGAAUCUCAGUCUGGCAUUCAAAACAGGAGAGACUGUUGGGAUUUCACAAACCUUGACAGUGGAGGAGAUGCUGAGAGCAGGUGGUCCUGACUGGCAAAGGGUCCUGAGCUACGUGGAGAGCGUGUACCGUCACUUUGAGAUGUGACUGCUGCAGGAACUGACAGACAAUCCCGUACUGGAUCCUUAAGGACUCAUCAAAGGAAACAUGAUGACAGCUCCCUGAAUACUAAACCACGCCUUUGGUAGGUGUCGGGAAACUGGAGAAACUGUUUUUCUGUCUUCUGUUUUCUGGCAAAAAAAAAAAAAAGAGACAUUAAUUACUUUUCUUGCUGUUUAAGUGCCGGAUAUCUUAGAAACAAUAACAGUGACAAAAAGCCAUCAUUACCAGAAGACAUAAACUCUGCUGUUUUCUGGUCUUUUCCAUUAACUUUUAAUGUGACGUUACAGCUCAGGCAGCAAAAGGAGUUGUGGAAAACUGUAGCACAUUGGACAUACUUAACAUAUUUACUGAAUAAUUGUGUUUACUUACCAUCAAAUUUUCACAGCUAAGCAGGUGUGUUGGUAACGCUGGACGAAAAUCUUUGUUUAGUCCUUUUG